AGUCUUUUCAAUUCAAAUCCAAGUGAGCGUCGAUUUGUAUCUUGCCGGGGAACGUCGAAGUCCGGAGACCGGAGUAUCUUAUGAACUUUAAUCUUAAUCGAUUUUACGCUUGGUUUUUAUUAAAACAAGCGUUUUGUUGAAAAUCAAUAAACUACAGUUUUUUAACGAUUUAUAGCAAUAUUAGUGUCUGCUGAAAUGGAUGCUUCUUCACAGGAAGCAAUGCUGAAGAAAAAGCUCCAGGCAUUUUUGUCUGAGAUGCUGAAACUAGGGACGGUAAAAGGUUUUAAGUACUUUGCGAUGUAUAUGCGUGGCCGGGAGGAAAUGGUACUGAGCGUGUUAAAUCACCCUCAGAGUAUAUCUAGUCCAGUUCACAGCAAGCCAGAUCAUUCUGAGACAGAGAGGAAAACAUUGUCAAAAUCUGAAAGUUUCAGCUCUCAAAACCUGCCAUAUGAUCAGCGAUCACUGAUGCUGUCCGUCCGUUCACAGAUGAUUCUCAGUACCCAUGGUGUAAAAGAUGUAGGUUUACCACCAGCAUCUCCUAGUGCAGAGGAGUCACUACCUACUGAUGAGAAAUCAACAUUAUUCCUUAUAGCUGGUUAUAGUAGAUACAACUGUCCGUAUGUAUGGGUGAGAUCAAAUCAUGACCGACUUGUUAAACUCACUGGGGAAUCCAGGGAAAGAGAUUGUCCAUUGAAAUUAAAGACGACAAUGAAAUGGAAAGAUAAUGAUGUUUUUGUAUGGGAUAUCAUAGCAGAGCUGGUGAAGUUAUGUACAUAUCCAGCCCCAAGAAAUCCUUUUGAGAUAGAUUUUGAUUACUUCUCAAUGUUGCCAUUGUCAGAGAAAGUGUUAGCUACGGCUGCCAUGGUAACCAUUCUUCAGAAAAUUCUCAUUCAGACAUCAGAUCACAAGCAGUAUGCUGGACCAGUAUUUGAAGAGUUACAACUCAUAACGAAACUACAUUUUAGUAGUUUAGAAAAACUUGUUCAGGAACAGGGCCUCCCAGUUUUACAAAAGCAGCAGCAACAACAACAACAGAGGUCAAGGUCACAGUCAUCACAUAUGACCUCAAGGUCAAGGACAUCAUCAUAUAAUCAGCCAAUGAACACAGGAUAUCAGAAUGCACCUCAACAAACAGUAUGGUUACAUGCAAACUCAGGCAAUGUUUUGAGAAACAGACCUGUUUAUGUAAAACACAGUUCAUUACAUGAUGACUUGCAAUAUUCAUUAUACACAUGUAGUUUUCAUAGCUAA
This is a messenger RNA of Ruditapes philippinarum (Manila clam), 1251 nucleotides long. RefSeq lists its product as uncharacterized. The record is from RefSeq and is a predicted model, not a curated record. Lineage: Eukaryota; Metazoa; Mollusca; Bivalvia; Venerida; Veneridae. The transcript is spliced from 7 exons. The coding region runs from base 196 to 1251 and encodes 351 amino acids.